AUGGAGGAAGUUGAUUCACGUCUACAUCCUAAUCCUCCUCCGAGUGAAACUCUUACUCGUAUUUCAAAGAUCGAGGAAGGUUGUAUGCAUUCACGUCCUCUUCCUCCGAGUGAAACUCUUACUUGUAUUUCGAGGAUGUUGAUCAACUUCUACAUCAUUCUCCUCCAUCCACCUCGACACUUUCAUACUCCCCAGAGCGAGGCUCAAUUCAUCAAGGAUUUCAAGCGUUACGGACCCCCUACCUUUGACGGGGGAAGCAAGAAAGCGACAACAGCAGAAGAGUGGGUCAGGGAGUUGGAAGCCCUUUACGUGUACCUAGGUUGCGAGGACCAAUUCAAGGUUAAGGGUGCGGUUUUUAUGUUGAGGGGCCAGGCUCUGAAUUGGUGGGACUCAGUAGCAGCGGCUGAAGAUCAUGCUAACAUACCAGUUACGUGGGCAAGGUUCAAGGACUUGUUGUACGACUACUACUACCCGGAGACCGUGAAAGAUAUGAAAGAGGCAGAAUUCCUCCAUUUCAGCCAAGGAACCUUAACGGUAGCACAAUAUGAAAGGAAGUUUACGGAGCUCUCUCGUUUUGCUCGGGAAUUAAUUCCCACUGAAGCAAUGAAGAUCAAGAGGUUUGUUAAGGGCUUACGCAAGGGAAUAAGGGGACCAGUGGACCUUCAGUGA
Molecule: messenger RNA, 669 nt
Organism: Momordica charantia (bitter melon)
Lineage: Eukaryota; Viridiplantae; Streptophyta; Magnoliopsida; Cucurbitales; Cucurbitaceae
Source: RefSeq, a predicted model, not a curated record